GACUAUUCAAAACAUAAUGUACCAAAAGUUUGUUGUAGAUAUUUUUUUUUACAUAAUUCUAACAUAAAGUACAAUGAAUAACGACACGGAAAAAAUAUUUUUAUCAAAUCCUUCUAAAGAUUCUAAAGAAGCUGAAACACAAGAUGAAAAUGAACCUGAUACAAGUCGAAUCAAUCUCGAAAAUAUUGAAGAUUUUACAAAUGUCUGUCGAACCUGUGCAGCUGUUACAGAAUUUGUUGUACCAAUCUUCAUAGGAGAAGGUUUACAGAAUAAAUUAGCUGAGAAAAUACAUAAAUAUCUUUCCAUUCAGGUAUCAGAAGAGGAUGUAUUACCCCAAGUGGUUUGUUACCAAUGUGUCAGCACACUUAUAUCCUGGCAUGAUCUCGUGCAGAAUUGUACGCUGGCUGAUACCGCACUCAAGAAAAAGCUUACGGAACUCCUUGAAGAUGAAAACAGUAAAAUCCAUGAAAAAAUAUAUGAAAUGAGAGCAAAAGGAAAUAUAACAAUGAAAGAAAUUAAGGUCGAAGUAGAAGUGGAUACAAAUGAACUCGAAAAUAACGUCUCCCUUGACACAGGGAAGGAAAUCAAACCCCUUACAAUAACAAAUGAAAAUGGGAAAAAGUACGCUCACUGCAAUAUUUGUGGCAAAAAUAUUUCAAUCGGAUCGUGGAAACGGCACAUGCGUGCGCACAUCGGAGAGAAAAGAUACAGUUGUCAUACUUGCGGGCUAGCGUUCAAUGACAGCGGAAAUCUGGCUCGUCAUAGCAAAGCCAUACAUGCAAAACACCGACCUUUCUCUUGUACCGUAUGCGACAAAACCUUUUCAAGGAACGCUCACCUUCGGGACCAUAUGAAAUCCCACUCGGAGAGCAGAGACUUUGUCUGCGACAUUUGCGGCAAAGCGUCCAAGUCUAGCGCGGCGCUUCGCAUGCAUCGGAAAAUUCACCAACAAGAGUGCAAAUUCAGCUGUAUAAAAUGCGGUGCAAAGUUCAAACGAGGCGGGGAACUAAGGGCGCAUGUCACCGUCCAUACAGGAGAAAAAGCUCACACGUGCUCCUGCGGCAAAUCUUUCCGUCUUCGCAGUCAACUUAACGCUCAUUAUAAAACACACGGCUUGACGAGCCCGAUUUGUUACAGGUGUAAGGAUUCCAUAGAAUUCGUUGGGCUAUCUAUCGGAUUCAACAAGCGUAUAGGAGACAAUAGAAAAAUUUGCGAAUACUGCGGCGUCAAACAAAGCGAAGAGGAUUACCCCGAGCACUUGAUCUCUAUGCAUUCGGAGGAUUUGCUUCCUUUCCGCGAACGCGAUCCAUUUCAAUACGUCAUAAGCGACGACGAUGAUGUAUACGAAGAAGAAGAACCCACAAGAAAACGUAGACAAACAAAACCAAUGGAAAAACCUACAACGACAGGACCUGCGAAACAAGUUACGAAUGCACCAUCUGCGGAAAAAACUGAAAAGCCUAAUUCCUCGGUAAAUGCUAAAAAAACAGAAACCGCAAAAAAAACUAAAAACUCACAAGCCGCGAAAAAACCUAAGAAUUCGGAAACCGCAAAUAAACCUAAAAAUACAGUGACCGUAAAAAAAACUAAAAAUACAGAAACCGCGAAAACCCCUAAAAAUUCAGAACCCACGAAAAAGCCAACAGAGAAAAAAAAGCGCCAAACUAAUAACAACAAAACAUGCACUCCUAAACCCAAACCAGGUGAUAAAAAAGAAACCACACAAAAAAGGACUAGAAAACCCAGGAGUUCACAAGUCAGUAAGGAACAGAUAUCAAAUGCGGUUUCCAAGGCGAUUAAAGAAUUGCAAGAGAAGCAAAAAGAAAACAAACCUGCGCCAGUAGAAGUGGGCGAGGACCUUGAUACGCCGCUCGAAAUUAACGGUCCCAGCAAACAGGUCGACAACGUCGAGAUAUUCAUGGAGAGCGUCGGUAAACUAAAGGUCAAGAGGAAGAAGAAGCCGCGCCGCUGCAAGUACUGCCCCCGGGUGUUCACCGUCCCGUCCAGCUACACUUAUCACGUAAAAAGUUCGCACGGAUUUGAGGAAGUGGAAUGCGACAUGUGUAACAAAAAGUUCCGAAACAAGCAAGUUCUCACGCAGCACAUAAGUGUCAUCCACAUUGGCAUAAAGAAGAACUUCGAGUGCAAGUACUGCCUGAAGACGUUCUUCACGCGGGCAAACUUAUACGGCCACGAGCAGAUUCACCUGGAUAUGAAUAAAUGGCCUUGCAGUAAAUGCAACCGCUCGUUCCGCUGGCGCACGCAUCUUCUGCGUCACAUGAAGAGGCACUCGGAGGAUCGAUCGCUGGUCUGCCAGACGUGCGGCCGGCGCUUCAAUGUGGUGGAUGAUCUGCGUCGUCAUCAGAAGACACAUACCAUACACCACCAUAUCUGUUCUCACUGCGGCCAUCGCUUCUCUCAGCUCAGGUACCUCCGAGCUCAUUUGAUCAAGAAACAUAAAGAAUACAUCGCUGGAGAUUAAUUUUUUCCUAAUUUAAAUUUAUUUGAUAUUAUUUUACAUUAAGACUGAUUAUUUUAUUAUGUA
This is a messenger RNA of Papilio xuthus (Asian swallowtail), 2545 nucleotides long. RefSeq names its product zinc finger protein 184-like. Gene Ontology annotation, cellular component: nucleus. The coding region runs from base 74 to 2482 and encodes 802 amino acids. The record is from RefSeq and is a predicted model, not a curated record. The transcript has 6 exons. Gene Ontology annotation, molecular function: zinc ion binding. Lineage: Eukaryota; Metazoa; Arthropoda; Insecta; Lepidoptera; Papilionidae.